Molecule: messenger RNA, 899 nt
Organism: Haliotis rufescens (red abalone)
Lineage: Eukaryota; Metazoa; Mollusca; Gastropoda; Lepetellida; Haliotidae
Product: heparan-sulfate 6-O-sulfotransferase 3-B-like
Exons: 3
Coding region: 1-759 (252 amino acids)
Cellular component (GO): membrane
Molecular function (GO): heparan sulfate 6-sulfotransferase activity
Source: RefSeq, a predicted model, not a curated record
AUGGCGAUUGAUUGUAGAAGUACAGUGGUCCACCCAGACUGGACUUACCUUCAUGAAUGUGUGGACGGGGCAAUGGACAAGCGUUACGGCCGACAUUUCCAACGCAGAUACAUGUACAUCACGAUGGUAAGAGACCCCGUGCGUAGGUUCGUCAGCGAAUGGAAACAUGUAUAUCGUGGAACAACAUGGGAAAAGGCACGACUUGUAUGCAAUGGCCGUCCAGCUACAGAGAAGGAAGUUCCCCCAUGCUUUAAUACAACGAACUGGUUUCACGUCACUCUUCAAGAUUUCAUGGACUGCGCAUCAAAUCUCGCCAUAAACAGACAAACCCGUAUGUUAGCCAACCUGAGCAUUGUUGGUUGUUACAAUACUUCCGCCUCCGGUCUCACGAACGACGAAAGGCACUAUCUCAUGCUGGCAAGUGCAAAAGAGAACUUACGGAACAUGGCUUACUUCGGCUUGACAGGUUAUCAAGAAUUAUCACAGAUCUUGUUUGAGAAAACUUUCAACUUGAAUUUCAUCACCAAAUUCAAGGAUACUCCACCCAGUAAAACAAGGAGUGGCAUAGUCAAUUUAUCCAAUGUGCAACGUGACAAAAUACUUCAUUUGAACAGAUUUGACGUCAUGUUAUAUCAGUAUGCGAAAGGUUUGUUUUUCCAAAGAUUGCAGAUGUUGGCUGCGCGAUCAAAGGACACUUCUCUAUUAAAUUUGAUACAAGAAUAUAGAACAUUAGAUUUUGAAAAGCCAGGACACAGCUGACAUAUCGGUGUUUAGAAAUGUAAACGUUCGGGUGGUUCUGAUGGGGAGUUUCCGGGUUCGAACCUGAGAGCAGUGGAUCCUGGCUGUGUAUCCACAAGAAAUUAUGGUGUAUGAGAUCGCGGGAUGGCUUGUGCGCCAUG